AUGUACGACCCUCUGUCCCCUCUUCUCUCUGGCUCAGGCGCUUUCGACGGGCUUUGUGACGGGUCAUAUUCGAGCGGGGUCAAUGCCUCGUCCACCGUCACGUCCGUCAAGAUCCUACGCCGACACCCACCAGCUCAGCCGGUCGGUCGCCGCCGCCGCGGACGUUCCCGAGGGUUUGACGACGACGACAAGCUGGCGUUCGCGUAUUCCGCCGGCAUCUGGCUCAUAAUUGGAAGGAGGCGACGCGUCCCCAGCGGGUCGAAGCCGAACGGCGCCAACGCAACGAGCUGGGCGAUGAGUAUGCUAAACUGA
Mycena citricolor is the source of this 312-nucleotide messenger RNA. Lineage: Eukaryota; Fungi; Basidiomycota; Agaricomycetes; Agaricales; Mycenaceae. The record is from the annotation of a GenBank genome assembly.